Pediculus humanus corporis (human body louse) is the source of this 1143-nucleotide messenger RNA. Its product is annotated as Flap endonuclease 1-B, putative. NCBI's taxonomy places the organism in Eukaryota, Metazoa, Arthropoda, Insecta, Psocodea, Pediculidae. The record is from RefSeq and is a predicted model, not a curated record. Bases 1 to 1143 code for a protein of 380 amino acids. Gene Ontology annotation, molecular function: RNA-DNA hybrid ribonuclease activity; DNA binding; magnesium ion binding. Gene Ontology annotation, cellular component: nucleus. The transcript is spliced from 7 exons.
AUGGGUAUUUUAGGUUUAAAUAAAUUGUUAUCAGAUGUAGCACCUAACGCAAUCAAAUUUAGUGAUAUUAAAAAUUAUUUUGGGAGAAAAAUUGCAAUUGAUGCCUCCAUGACGUUAUACCAAUUUUUGAUUGCUGUCAGAAGCGAAGGAGCUCAAUUAACAGAUUCUUCCGGUGAAACAACAUCUCAUUUAAUGGGAACAUUUUAUCGUACUAUUCGAAUGGUGGAAAAUGGUAUAAAGCCCGUGUAUGUGUUUGAUGGAAAGCCACCUGAAUUGAAAUCUGGAGAGUUAAGUAAAAGAGCUGAGAAAAGGGAAGAAGCACAAAAAGCUUUGGCUAAAGCAGAAGAAUCAGGUAAUACUGAAGAAGUUGAUAAAUUUUCACGUAGGUUAGUCAAAGUUACCAAAGAUCAUGUAGCUGAAUGCAAAGAACUUUUAAAAUUAAUGGGAAUUCCUUACAUAGAAGCUCCAUGCGAAGCCGAGGCUCAAUGUGCUGCUUUGGUUAAAGCUGGAAAAGUGUAUGCCACUGCUACAGAAGAUAUGGAUGCUUUAACUUUUGGUUCCAAUAUAAUCUUAAGACAUUUAACAUUUAGCGAAGCUAGGAAAAUGCCAGUUCAAGAAAUAUAUUUAGAUAAAGUUUUGGCUGAAUUAGAAAUGACUCAAAAUGAGUUUAUCGAUUUGUGCAUUUUACUCGGAUGCGAUUAUUGUGAUUCUAUAAAAGGAAUCGGUCCAAAAAGAGCCAUAGAGUUAAUUAAAAAACACAAAAGCCUGGAAAAAAUAUUAGAAAAUUUAGACAGUGGUAAAUAUGUGGUACCAGAAGAUUGGAUUUUUCAAGAAGCAAGAAAAUUAUUUAUCAAUCCAGAUGUUUGCGAUGCGAGUAAUGUCGAGUUAAAAUGGAAUGAACCUGAUACUGAAGGAUUAGUAAAAUAUUUAUGCGGUGAUAAAUUAUUUAACGAAGAAAGAGUUAGAAAUGGAGCAAAAAAAUUAUUAAAGGGAAGAACGGGACAAACACAAGGAAGACUGGAUACUUUUUUUAAAGUGAUAUCAACAUCUCCUGCAAAAAAACGAAAGGUUGAAGAAAAAUCAAAGCCUACAAAAAAAAGUAAAACAGGAGGAGCUGGAAGAGGACGUGGAAGGGGAAAAUAA